UGUUGUCAUGGACGCCUAAAAUGUCUGAAAUAACAACGACGAGAGAGAACACAAUAUUCGUUGAUUAACAAGGAUCAUUUAUCUCCUGAUACAUUUGUAAUGCAUUUUGGAAACAAUACAUGAUCGUUUUUUUUAAAUCUACGAUUAGCGGCCGUGGUUGAAACGGAAAUAUUUAUCGGAAUUCUUUAAAGCACAAUCGCGUAACGGUGUCAGCUUUAUUUAUUUUCAAGUAGAAUUCGAUAAUUUUCACAAUUUCACAAAUCUGCUUGUGCUAAAUUGUUUGGAGAUGAAGUUUGCGUGUCGCCGUCGGGUUUCGUAUUUCAUCGAGAGGAGAUCCUAAAAGGAGGUUCUCAUAUGGAAGAGCAGCAUGGAGUGGCCAGAAGAUUUUCCCGAUGACCAAGCCUUUGUUGAGCUGGUGGUCCCUGCACACUCCAGCGAGCUAGACUAUGAGCAGCUCGUCAAAGACACCGAAGAGAAACUCAAACUCAAUGCCAACAGUAUUGAACAGCAUCUGGUGGAACUCAAAGCCAAAAUGGGAGACUUGCGUCCAGGCGAGCGUCCGCCCAGCCCGACAGAGUGCAUGCGGUGGUUCGAUCUCAAAAUGCUCAACAGUGUCAGCACGGGGCAUCAGGAACUCAUGGACUUCUUCACUUGCUUGCAAGACUACCUGAGGUCAAAAGAGGAAGGAAGAGAGGAUGCCACUCUGCAGCUAUUACUCAACCUCUCAUCCCAGAGGGGUAUCUGCUUCCCUUGUACCCCAUCUUCAUCCUUGUCUUUCGCUCAACAUCAUCUCCUUACCGCUCCCUUUCCCUUGUUACAUACAAUCAAAGAUGACUCUUCAUCCGAGAUGCAGGUAGCAUGGGAAGAUGUCCGUCUUCAGCUCCGCUGCUAUCUGUUGGAGCGUCUGUCGACCGAAAGCCAAACGACUGGUGGAGUACCUUUCUUGUCCAUCAAUCAACGAGUCCAUCGCCUGCAGCAGCUGUGCUUCUUGUACCCUGAGUGUGAAGUGCUCACUCAUUACCAGGAAGUAAGAGGCCAAGCCAUGCUUGCUCUCCUGCACUGCGCCAUGUCCUCCAGUCCAGCUAAUGUCACCGGCUUUGACAGACUGACUGUGGCCUUCCGCUCGGUGGUCCCGGCUCUCACACGGGCCCUCAGAGAAGACCUUCACAUCCUUCCGAGAGUAGUUGAGCAGGACGCCAUCUUGGGCUUCCUAAAUGCAUCCUACCUCCGCCCUUUGGCUAGUGAAUUGACCUCCCUGAUGGAGAGAGAAUGUGAGACAGCUUUGAGGGACAACACCAUGCCCGGCAGCAAGAUAAAAAGAUAUUCAUCCAAGUCUCGUGCAACAGUCGCACCAAUGGAGGUUCCCGUGAAAAGUAGAAGCUUCAGUUUGACCUCCCACCAGCUGAGGGCCUUAACUCAGCUGGCUUGCACACUGCUGGCCUAUGAGAGCAAAGUCAAAGAGAUGGUCACCAACAUGACCUUCAUUAAUUGUACAGGCGAGGCUCCCUGCGUAAAAGGCAUCUUGAAAAAGGGGAAAGAGGAGUCAGACAUGGUGAGAUUAGGCAAGACAUUUACAACACCAACUUUUCACACGUCGCAGGUACUGGAGUUUGAUUGGCGGUUGGCCUUUAGUGGGCUGGUUCCUCAUAUGGCUCACUGUGUCAAAGUGGUGCUGGAUGAUGUUUGUACUAAAAGUCUUCAGCAGGAGGAAGCCCUCCAUUCUUCGGGUCACUACUCGCUCCUGAUGGAAAAUUUAAGUGGACAUCGGAGCAUCAAUGAUGGCGACAUGGAUGUUACUCAGAACAAAUUUGAUGCCUACCCAGAGAGAGACUCUCCUACCAUGGUAGCUAAGUUUUGUGUUCCAUUGGUUGAUGAGCUGGAUGCCUUGCUACCUCUGGCAACUGCCUGCCGGGACAGCUCUCUGCUGGAGGUUCGAUCGAGCUUUGUGGAGGCGUGUAGCCAGGGAGCGUUACGCGUGCUGGGCCGCUUAGAGCAGAGAGCCCUGGAAGUCCCGUCCUCUCUACCACUGAGGAACCUGCCUGUACUGUUGGCCACUUGCAUUUACGUACUCCAACGAUUGGAACGCUACAAUGCACGGCUGAAGGACUCAACCUCUACUUUAGCCAAAGUGCACCUUGGACUGCUGCCUGUCCAGAAGUACCAGCAAGCCGUCGAGGCCUUAAAAGAUCAACUGAGCAGCUAUUGCAUCCAGGUUUGUGCCACGUGUGUGCUUCAGGAUGCGGAGAGCCACCACUGGGCUGACCCCAAGCCCUUUUAUGAGGGUGAGCGCUGUUCCUUCUCCGUGCAGAUGUGGUUCUACUUCCUGUGUGGUCUCCGUAGUGAUCUGUGGGCUGUUCUCCCGCCACAGUUGGCCAAAGAGUUGCUGGGCCAGGUGCUGUCGGAGACUUUACAGGUGCUGGUGCAAAGAUAUGCCAGGGCCCAGCCGUCCUACAAGAGACACCUGCAGAUAAGAACUGACAUCACAGCAGUGCUGCUAUUCGUGGAGCAGCUGAUGUGGAGUGUGUGUGAAAGUCCCGAGGCCUUGCUUCGUCGCGACCCUUCUUCAGUGAUCACCAUCAUAGCGGGAGGAUCCGACUGGCCCUACCAGAUCCAUAGCUUGUGUGAACAACUCCUGAAUGUCCUCGUUAUUGGCACCGCCCCUCUAACUUUGCUAUAUAGAACCUUUAUGGAUAACGAUGCGCGGGAGUCAACACUACACCAGUUGGACCGCCCUAUGGUACACUGGCUAAAUGCUCUCGAACCAAAAGUCUACACACAACAAGCCAUCCAAGAUGGCCUUAUGGGCCAGGAAGCAUCUGCAUGUCAGCUCCGACUGCUGACCUCUGACCCGGGAAGCAAUCCCAGGUUGCUACUGCGAAUGCUGCUUCACAGAGACUGUCACCUGCCCCGUAUGCUCCUGGAAAACUCUUAUUUUUGCCUUGAGAACCAGCUAGAAAUAUCUCCACAGGAACGCAGAGCGGGAGAUGGCUUCAUCGUGGCACUUUUCAACAUUUUUACAUGCCUAAAUGUGAGCCCAAAGACCUUAACUCAGGUCCUUCAACCAUACCUGGAGAGUCUGCAUGUAUGGGAACAUCUCUACACUCUGCCUGAAAUGAUCCAGGAAGUGCCCGUCGUGGUGGACUGUAUCAGGGUAAUAGUCACCAAGUCUACCGACACCCUUCUGACUCACUUGGUUACCAUGGUGACGUACUGGCAGGCCAACGAGGAACCCGGCGCAGCUUCGUCGGUCAGAGUUGUUCCAGAAAGCGUCUUGGCUAAGGUGCCCAAAAGCUGGAAUUACAGACCAGUGGAAGUACGAGGACGGGAGACUGGGAAGGGAGACUCUUCGUCUAAGACUGUCACAUCGCUGGCUAUUCAAGCCAUGUCCUUCAUUUUCACCAACCUGCCGCUGGUUGUAGCGUCCUUGCCCCUCCCCAUCCGCUACCUCUUCCAAACGGCAGAGCAACACCUCUCUCAGCAUGCCCGGCAACUGCGCUCAAUGGGCCUGUUGCUGUGGUGCCUUUUUAACUGCCUGAUCCGUAGUCUCGGAGAGCCGCGCGCACUUGAAGGAAUCAGCGGGCUAGUCCUGAACUGUCAGGCUAAGGAUCGGCUGGCCCUGUUGGCCGAGUGUCUGCAGGCGUCAAUGGGGAUUCAACAGAAGGGUGUGCCCAAACCCACCGUGCACAAGGUGCUGCAGGCUCUGGAGGAAAAGAGACCAAAGUGGAUGAACAUGCAGCUGCAAAAGGCCCGCAAACUCUGCAUAAACAGCGUCCACGAGCAAGGCAACGAAAGCGGAAUGGCUGCAGCCGAACUGACCGAGCAGAAAAUGGGCCUGAUGCUGCUGGAGGUCUGCCACAAAGCAGGGGGCAGCGACUACCUGAGGCACAUCCAUCACAUCAUCCAAGGCAAUGAGGAUUUGCUGAUGUCCAAAUUGAGUGGGAACACGGACUUGAUCUGUGAUACACCUUGCGUGGUGAGCUUUGACGUGGGUGAUUGUUUGCCCACCGCCAAAUUCAACCCCCUUGAGCAGUUUGACCGAAUUGGCAAAAAGAAGAUGAAUCAGGUUGCAAUGGUUGAGUGGGCGUGGGAGUGGCAAAGGCUGCUGCCAGCGUAUCAGGACAUGUGUCAAAUCACCUUCAAAACUCUGCUGGCCAACAGGUGGGAGAUGCAGGAUGGUGCAGAGCUGGAAGACGAGGAGAAAAUAAUGGUAGAAGAACUCCGACGAGCCUAUUUUGUUUGCCGCUGCGACGCGGGACCGCGGGAGUCUCGUGAAGCAGAUGAAACGACGGCUGAGCGGACCCAAGGGGGGGUCCGCAACCGGCCGAUAAAAACUGCUGCCCAAUAACAGUCUGAGCAGUUGGAAUUUUUAUCAUGCUGUAAAUGUUUAGUUGUAAUGCGCACUUGCAGCUCUCACGGUAUUAGAGUGUGUGUGUGUGCGUGUGUGUGUGUGCGUGUGUGCAUAGUGCAGGUGUCUACAGUAUGCUAGUGCAGUGUGUGACAAUGAGUUUGCUUCUGCCUAAAUGUGUCUCUUCUUCUCCACAUCACAUCAGUCACAUUUCAUCUUUUUUGGAGCACAUCUCCAGACAUCAGUUGAGGGAAAUGGAGAAGACGCAUUUGUUUGCCCGGGACAAGGUGGGACUGUGUGAUCAUGGGAGAUUUUUAUUUUUUUUAAGCAGCGUGUGUAAAGAUGGUGGUGUCAGCAUACUUUUUUUUUUUAACUCCCUGAAAAAAAAAUUACGGUUGGGAAGAGAGAGGCGAUGUUUGUUUUGAUUGUAGCUUGUUUCAAAACCUACCUUCACUGUAAUGCCUGUCACUAUAUAUAUAUAUCUAUCUAUAUAUAUAUAUACAUUUUAAAAAUAUUUUUUCAAGUUAUGAGAUUACUAAAUAUACUUAAAAAACACAUCUGACAUACAUACAAAAUAUUUUGUUGUACAAACUUACAUGGAUGGCAGGGACAAUGAUUCAAUAAUAGAAAUAAAGUGUCAUUUAUAAAACAAAAAACUGUUUUUUUGUCAAUUGUCGACAUUUUUGUAAGUCAUAGCCAGCAAUAGAUUGUGCUAUGUCCUUCCCUAAUAUCAUAUGCAUCAGACAAGAACCUGUGCAAGAGUUGAAUUAUCAUAUGAAUUAAUUUUACCUUCCUUCCUGAGCUGCAUCCAUUCAUUUUCAAUGCCACCAUUUUCUCACUUUGCUACAAGGUCUUUUUCAAAUUCAGUGGCUUUGCCAUCUUCUUUACCAGCAAAAAAUGCUUUGCGCUGAUGCCCACUCAAGAAAACAAAGCUGCUCGGGCGCAUGAGGUGCUUUGAGUGGGGCUCGAUUCGUGAACAUGAGCAACCGAGUCAUAUGGUUUGGGAACAAAAACAAAGCGGGUAUGCGAGAACAUUUUACUCGUGAUUUUAACUGCUUGUUGUAAGGUGUCCUUGAGUUUCUAGAAAGGCGCCCACAAAUAAAAUGUAUUAUUAUUAUUAUUAUUAUUUUAGUUUUUAAAAACAUGGCUGAAAAUGGAAUCAUAUGAAAACUAGGUCAUAUAAAUGCUGUGCUACCACUGUCCUGUAUGUUCAAAUUAGCAGAUUCUUUUUUUAAACAAGGACGUGUGCACUCUGCUCAAUUCCCAUGCCAGAAAGCUUUUGUUCUCUGCCCAAGAUGGAUGCUUGGCUUACAAUGCAAAUGGCAGAACAUUACAAAUACCACACCACUUGGAUGACACAAAAGACAAUAAAAUGUUCAGCAAGUCAA
This is a messenger RNA of Hippocampus zosterae (dwarf seahorse), 5733 nucleotides long. RefSeq names its product KIAA0825 ortholog. The transcript is spliced from 23 exons. The record is from RefSeq and is a predicted model, not a curated record. The coding region runs from base 368 to 4345 and encodes 1325 amino acids. NCBI's taxonomy places the organism in Eukaryota, Metazoa, Chordata, Actinopteri, Syngnathiformes, Syngnathidae.